Mixia osmundae IAM 14324 is the source of this 1824-nucleotide messenger RNA. RefSeq lists its product as uncharacterized. The coding region runs from base 49 to 1641 and encodes 530 amino acids. The record is from RefSeq and is a predicted model, not a curated record. Gene Ontology annotation, biological process: protein folding. NCBI's taxonomy places the organism in Eukaryota, Fungi, Basidiomycota, Mixiomycetes, Mixiales, Mixiaceae. Gene Ontology annotation, molecular function: ATP hydrolysis activity; ATP binding; ATP-dependent protein folding chaperone. Gene Ontology annotation, cellular component: chaperonin-containing T-complex. The transcript is spliced from 9 exons.
AUUUUGCGCGUCGCUGUCGCCAGUCAGUCACCUUUGCCCACCUCAGACAUGGCGUCCACAGGUCCUGUAGCCGCAAGGCGCAAUCAGAAGCAAUUCCAGGACAAGGAGAAGGGCAUGGAAGUCAGACAGUCCAAUCUGACGGCGGCCAAAGCUGUUGCAAGCUCAGUCAGAACCUCGUUAGGGCCUAGAGGGAUGGACAAGAUGAUCACGACAGCUCAAGGGGAAGUGAUCAUCACCAACGACGGCGCUACCAUCCUCAAGCAUCUGGGCGCGCUCCAUCCUGCUGCCAAGAUGCUCGUCGACCUGUCUGCCGCGCAAGACAUCGAAGCCGGAGACGGCACGACCUCUGUCGUCGUCCUCGCAGGCAGUUUCCUCGCGGCUGCAGAAAAGCUGCUUGCAAAGGGUAUACAUCCCAUGAUCAUCUCUGAAGCAUUCUCUCGCGCGGCUGACAAGACGAUCCAAUACCUCGAAGAAAUCUCGACGCCCGUUGAUCUCGCAGACCGCGAGAGCCUGCUACGCGCCGCUGCGACUAGUCUCAAUUCAAAGAUUGUGUCGCAGUACUCAUCCAUUCUCUCGCCGAUUGCAGUCGACGCUGUCAAGCGCUUAGUGACGAGCAAGAGCGACAAUGUCGACUUGCGCGAUAUCAGAAUCGUGAAGAAAGUAGGCGGUACGAUCGAUGACACCGAGCUUGUCGACGGCGUCUUGCUUCACCAGAGCGUCAUCACAGAGGGCGGCGGCCCUACACGUGUAGAGAAAGCAAAGAUUGGUCUCAUUCAAUUCUGUCUCAGUGCUCCCAAGCCAGACAUGGACAAUCAGAUUGUCGUCAAUGAUUAUCGACAAAUGGACAAGAUCCUCAAGGAGGAGCGACAAUACCUUCUCAACCUCGUCAAAGUCAUCAAAAAAUCAGGCUGCAAUGUACUUCUCAUUCAAAAGAGCAUCUUGAGGGAUGCAGUCAAUGAUCUAUCGCUCGCUUUCCUCGCCAAGCUCAAGAUCAUGGUCGUCAAAGAUAUCGAACGCGACGAAGUCGAGUUCUUGUGCAAGUCGAUGGGCUGCAAACCGAUUGCCGAUAUCGAGGCUUUCAGCGAAGACAAGCUAGGUCAAGCCGAUCUGGCUGACGAAGUCUCGAAGAGUGGCGCCAAGGUCGUGCGGAUUUCGGGCAUCAAGAAUCCAGGCAAGACUGUCAGCAUCCUCUGCACGGGCGCCAAUUCGCUCGUUCUCGAAGAAUCAGAACGCAGCUUGCACGAUGCACUCUGUGUUGUACGCUGCCUCGUCAAAAAGGCUCUCAUUUCUGGUGGUGGCGCACCCGAGAUCCAUGUGUCCAGAUUGUUAGCACAGCACGCUCAGACACUCAAGGGACUCGAAGCAUACUGUUUCCAAGCGUAUGCGGAGGCGCUCGAAGUCAUUCCCACAACGCUAGCCGAGAACGCCGGACUCAAUCCGAUUGCGAUUGUGACAGAGCUCAGGAACAGGCAUGCCAUGGGCGAGCGGAGCGCAGGCAUCAACGUUCGCAAGGGGCUGGUGGGCGAUGUGCUCGAAGAGAAUGUGUUGCAGCCUUUGCUGGUCAGCACAAGCGCCAUAUCACUUGCGACGGAGACUGUCGGCCUACUGCUACGUCUCGACGACUACGUUCCGACCAGAUAAAAGUGCAACAACAAUGCAAAAGGGAAACAAAUGUACAUGUACACGAUUAGAGAUGCAACAAAAGUCGUCAGGCAUGCUCUAGCUGAGCGUCGGAUCGAGUGAGAAGAGCUCGUCGCGUAUAACCGAUCUCGCGACUGCGUCGGUCUCUUUCGUAACUAGUGCUACAAUUUUCUGUCCCAUCAG